Molecule: messenger RNA, 2960 nt
Organism: Amyelois transitella
Lineage: Eukaryota; Metazoa; Arthropoda; Insecta; Lepidoptera; Pyralidae
Product: trypsin alpha-3
Exons: 5
Coding region: 77-838 (253 amino acids)
Biological process (GO): proteolysis
Molecular function (GO): serine-type endopeptidase activity
Source: RefSeq, a predicted model, not a curated record
CUACACAUUAACUGCUAUGAAUGUAAAGAAAAAUUAUCAUUGAAUUCAGUAUCUAACUGAUUAUUACCGUGUAAGAAUGUCCAGCAAAAUAUUCGUUAUCAGUCGCUUAAUUUUCACUUAUUUCUUGGUAGCGGAAUGUGCAAGGGUGAAACGCGUGGUAGGAGGAUAUGAUGUGCCUUGCGGCACAUUCAAAAAUGUGGCAUCGUUACGGAAUGCUUCGCUCCAGCAAAUAUGCGGCGCGAUCAUAAUUUCUCCAGACUUUGCCCUGACUGCAGCGCACUGUGUCCACGGCAAUAGUAAUUUUACUCUGAGUUUCAACAACUACUGCAUCGGCUCAGAAGAUACAUACCCGACAGCUCAGGUGCUGGAUAUAAUUACACAUCCUCAGUACGAUAAGGCCUCCAGCGCUCAUGACAUCUCCGUCUUAAGGAUAAGCCACAAUUUGUCCGACGUAAGCUGGCUUAAUGAUACAAUUCUACCGUCAUUUAGUUUCGGCAUUACAGGUGAAUGCACGAUUUAUGGCUACGGCUAUAAAGAUGUCAGCGAGCAAGUAUCCGAGAUACUUGUCGCUGCCAAAGUCUUUAUACUGUCCCUAGACCAGUGCAUACAGUUGUUGGGCCAGUAUGUCGCUCCACUACGAGACAGCGGGAUGAUAUGCGCCUCAGGCGGCAACUCCGACACAUGUCAGGGUGAUUCCGGCGGUCCAUUGAUGUGUGAUGGGAGACUGCAAGGGAUCAGUAGCUACGGCUUAGCCUGCGGCUUGGCAGGAGUACCUGGGGUUUACGUCAGUAUAGGACCCCACUUGAACUGGAUACGUAACAUUACUAAUAUUUUAUGAAGCUGGGGUAAUAAAAUUAACUACUUACAUAAACUCAAUUUACAUGCUAUCAUAUAUAUACAUCAAUAUCAGCAUAACCUAUUUAAAUUUUAAAUUAUACAUACAUUGUUUUGUAAUUUUUAUUUAAAAAAUACAGGUUCUUAUGAGCCCCGAAUGAUUAAUCUUUCAAAGAUAGGUACUAGGUAUUAAAUAGGUAAAUAAAAAAUAAAAUUGGACCAUAAUUGCCAUUUAAUAAACAACCAUUUUUUCUAAACAUCAUAUGCAUCUUAACCUAAUCCAGCCAGACUCCUUUAUACCAGCAAAGCAUUGUAUUUCAGAAUAGAAUUACACAUUUUACUUAGAGUAAAUAACUGUAAUGUAUAUAAUUAUAUGAUCUUAAUGACGGCACUCCAUGUAGAUAAAGAUUCGAAUAUGAUGUGACUAAACCUCAUUGGCCAAAAAACGUUGAUAUAAAUUGCUAUGGAAUAAUGAUGCUAUGAAAUAUCGUUCUCACCACUUGGAUUCAUUAAAAAAUCUACCCAAUAAAGUCAUUAACCCGUAUAUAAAAUAAUCUUUUGCAAUUGCCUGCAUCUGAUAAGAUGGCAAUACUAUGUUGCAAUAAAAAUAUUAAGGCAAAUGUCCAUUCAUUACCGUAUAGAUCAGAGUAAAAAUAUUUAGUCUGAUCCACGCCUUUUAAAACGUGACACUUAUGUACAUGUUACAUAGUAUACGAUUAACAGGCAACAUUGCAAUCUUACUUCGAAAACUACUACCUACUCUGAUAUAUAGAAACAUCACAAAUAUGGCAUUAUAUAUAUAUAACAAAUACAAACUUUGUAUAAUAUCAAUCUAUAAUAAUUAUAAUAAAUUAAAACAAUACGCAACUCAAUUGCUUACGCGCCUAAAUAACAUAAAUGUAUUGUCAGUCAAAAUUAUUCAUUUAUAUGUAUAAUGUAAGAAACAAAUAUGUCAAUUAUUGCCCGAGGUCAAGAAAAUGGCUACUUUUUAUUUUAGUUAGAGCAUAAAUAUUUUUAAGGUACAAAAUUUGAUAUUGUUAAUGUUUUAGUAUCAUCACUGUCAUAUUUGUAUAUACAAAUAGUAUGAAUAUAAUUUUAGUGCAAAUUUUUCUACGAGAAAUCGAAUAAUUAUCUCCGCAAUCUUAUGACGAUAGAUGAAAAAUAUUUCAAUUCCUGUCGGCUCUGUUACAUUGUUUUCUUAAGUUAAUAAUUUUUCGCUAUAAAUAUUUUUUUUAAGAAAAGUUGUCCAGUUUUCAGUACAGAAACCACAACCGAAAUAUAAGUGAAGAUUGUGGAUUAAAUUGUGAAAACCUUGUAUGAUCAAUAUUUUCUAUCACUUAUUUUGUACUACACAAAAUAUUGUUUGGGGCCAUAUGAAUGCACGUACUUAUGUCAACGUUAAUAUAUCAUAUCAUGUAUAAUUCAAUACAAUUUCUACUUUUUCGUAAGGCAAACCUUAAUUACUACUAAAUUAUAUAAUUAAACCAAUCCAUCAUUCCGAACUUAAGCAAGUACCUGUGUCCAAUUUUCCUAAAAAUUUGCAUGAAAAAGUAUCUAACUCCUUUAACUAUUGUCAAUAAAUGGGCGUACUUAAGUGUACUUAUUAAUUAUCUAUAUAAAUGAAAGCUUGACGUUAAAACAAAAUCCUUUCCCCGCAUAUAUUAUGUACAUAUAUACCGUAUAAUCGGUAAAUAAUAAAUACUAAAUAAAUACGAUUCAAUAUUUUGUAGCUUUUUAAAGGCUUGCCUGUCUCUCGAGCCUACUUUGUAUAUUAAUCAUGCAAUGUUUAUUGGUGGUGUCUUGCAGUGGCCUAAUUAAGUUGACGUAAAACCUUAACACGAACUUCCAAUAUAUGGCGGUCACACACACCGCCUUAUAAAGGGAUAGGUAAAACUAUGAAACUAACACAAUUUUGACUAGGUGGCGUCUACUGAAAUGCAUAUAUUGAAUAGGAAUCUAAAAUUUAAGAUAUCUCUAAUAGAAAAAGGCAACAUCUAAAAGCAACAGAUACUUAUCUACAUUUUGUUCAAAAAUUUUGUAGAGAAACUAACCCUAAUUUCACAAGGAAGAAAUUUACUAUCAAACAAUGGAAAUAAUUACAUAGAUUUGAGAAAGGGUUGAAAAUA